UCGCUCUCGCUGCAUUUACUAUGUGUGUUCAUGACUUUGCUGAAUUCAUCAUGCAUCUCUAUAUCUCUGCCUCGUAAUCUACUCACAUGUUUGUGCAAUUAAGCAUUAUGUUGUGUUCAUACAGUUGAAUUUGUUUUAGUGUGUGUUUGUGCUACAUAAUUUGGUUGUGCAAUGAUGUAUUAGGAUGGUUUUUUGGUUGAAUUCAGUUUGAAGUUGAUAGGGUUUAUGUAUAGCUUAUAUGAUUCUCCCUUCGUCCAAGUAUACAAGAGAAUUCUGCUAGAAAUUUGAAUUUUGUGAAGAAUUAUCAUUCUCGUUGUUGAUAAAUCACAUAAAUGCGGAUUGUCAUGUUUUAUAUAAUUCUAUUAGGUAUACAGAUGGAUGAGAAUUUUUAUUUGUAUGAUGUUUAAUCACCAGUAAUUAAUAUAUACAUUAAUAUGUUUUUAUUAUCAUAAGAAUGUUUAUGGAACUCAUGUUUUCUGGUAUUUGGCUAAGGAUUUGUAUAGGGUGAUGAGUUUUCAUCAAUUGAGCACUUGUGUUUUCGAAUUCAAUUUUGGUCCUAUAAUUUGGAACCACAACAAAAAAUAUAAUUGUUUUAAAAUUUUGGAAUGGAGUGACAACUAUCUGACCUUAAUGAAGAUUUAGAUAGAAUAUCCCCUGAAGUUUGAUACAUUACAAUGAUAAGAUGAGACUGGAUGAUAAUAAGACUACUCUUGUGUAUCUUCGUAGAAGACCGUAAGUCCUUAUCUAGGUACAAAAAGGACAUUACGGGGUAUCUCCAAAAUUCGAUGUACUUCGUGCAGGACACAUCUCAUGCCACCACCAGUACACUCUUCCACUACAGAUGCUGAAAACCCGAUUUCUUCCAGCUUGAUCUCAUAUCUUCCUUAGGGUGCUUCCGGAUGUCAACUCAACCUGAAGGAAAUUAUGCGGAAGCUUUACAGAGUUAUUAUGAAGCUAUGUGACUAGAAGUUAAUCCUUAUGACCCAAGUUAUAUAAUGUAUAACAUAGGACUUAUCCACAUAAGUAACGGAGCAUAUCCAUUGUGUCCAAAUACAGCUUUUCGGGAGAACCUGUAGGUAUUAUUGCACGUCAAUCUAUUGGAGAAUCGAGCACUCGAUCAACAUUAAGAACUUCUCAUACAGGCAGAGUAUUCACAAUCUGCUUUCUUACUUAAGAUCCUUCACUGUGGGACAAGUCAUAUAGGUGCUUUUACCUGUUUAGUGUUUUGACUUGUACAAAUUACUUAUAAUUCCAUUGUUAACUUGGGAUGUCAACUAACUUGAAAAUCUUUUGUUUUCUAUGAAUGAAGAAGGUAUAAAGUGAGAUUGAUUCUCCAACAUGAAGUUUGGCAAGGAGUUAAAGCAAGAAAAGGUGCCAGAGUGGACUGAAGCCUACAUGGACUAUAAUGGUCUCAAAAGAAUAUUACAAGAAAUCCAACAAUUCAAACAGCAUGAGCGACCUCCAUCACCAUUGAGAACUUCACAGAAAAGGUUACCACUAUACAGACCCUUUAGUGGUGUAGAUGUACGAGCUAGCUUUGAAGAGAGUACAAGUGAUGUCGAGGACCGAGUUAUAGCAGUUGAAACUGUGAAGGAAGAUGAUACUAGAGAAGUGUACAGCACCAACAUUCUCAUGUCACCUAAAGGAGGAGGACAAAGUGAGAUUACGUUUUUUCAGAAGCUUGAUGAGGAGCUUAACAAGGUUAAUACCUUUUAUAGGGACAAGGUGGAGGAAGUGAUUGAGGAAGCAGCUUCAUUAAAUAAGCAAAUGAAGGCUUUAAUAGCAUUGCAGAUCAAGGUGGAACCGCCAGAUAUAGAUGAAUGCCAUAUUCAGAGAAACAGAUCUAUGGAUAGUGGUUCAGAAUCCUCGAAAUUCACCUCUCCGAGUAGAUUUUAUAUUGCAGAGGACAGACAUAUGGAUUCCAAAUUUGAUGUUGACAGGAUCAAUCAUUGUGGACCAGGUGAGUCUGGUUCCCCUGUCAAUAGGGGUGCUUCCAUAAAUUCUGCUGCUUGCGGAAACGGACCAAGUUCUGAUAAGUAUAAAUCAGAUCCCUUGGAUGUCCUUGACCAUGUGAAGAUUAACAAUACUCUUGAAAGCCCAAUGUCAACAAUCAGAAGUGUCCUCAAUGAUUCAAAAGACAAGGAUUUGAGUUUUACGAAGGAGGAGCUAAAAGAAGCGGAAGGGCGACUGAAAGUCGCCUUUAUUGAAUUCUACCGCAAGCUUCAUCUUCUGAAGCAUUACAGUUAUGUAAAUCUCCUUGCAUUUUCGAAGAUAAUGAAGAAAUAUGAAAAGAUUGCAUUAAGAAGGGCAGCAAGGUCAUACAUGAAAAUUGUGGAUGAGUCUUACAUUGGGAGCUCUGAUGAGGUUACUCUUCUCCUGGAUCGAGUAGAGGGUACCUUCCUUAAGUACUUUGCAAACUCUAACCGUAGAGAAGGUAUGAAAUUGUUGAGGCCAAAACGGAAGAGAGAAAAACACAGGAUAACAUUCUUUUCAGGAUUCUUUUCUGGUUGCUCAAUCGCUCUCCUGAUUGCCGUGGUCUUACUAAUACAAGCAAGGAGAGUAAUGGCCAAAGAGGAGCAUACCAUGUAUAUGGAAAAUGUUUUCCCUCUUUACAGUUUAUAUGCAUAUAUAAUCCUACAUAUGCUUUUGUAUGCUGCAAAUAUAUACUUCUGGAAGCGCUGCCGGAUCAACUACCCCUUUAUAUUUGGUUUCAAGCAGGGAACUGAAUUAAGCUACCAGGAUGUCUUUCUUAUCAGCACUGGUCUUGCAGUACUCGCACUUGCCACCUUUCUGGUGCACCUGCACAUGAAAGUAGAUUCUGUCAACUCAGUCUAUAAAAACUAUAUAGAAUUAGUUCCAUUGGGAUUACUCAUUGUUGUUCUUGCCAUCUUCUCCUGUCCUUUCAAUAUCUUCUACAAAUCCAGUCGUUUCUUUCUUAUCCGAUGUGUACUCCGUUGUAUUUGUGCUCCUCUCUACAAGGUUUCACUUGCCGAUUUUUUCUUGGCAGAUCAGCUCACUAGCCAGGUCCAAGCCUUGAGGUGCAUAGAGUUUUACAUCUGCUACUACGGUAUGAGAUGGUACCAGAAGGAAGAGAAGUGUCAUAGUCUGGAUCUCUACAAUUUCUUCUAUAUCAUUGUAGCAGUUAUACCAUUUUGGAUUCGCUUCCUCCAGUGUGUUCGUCGAUUGUUUGAAGAAAAAGAUUGGAUGCACUUAUGCAAUGGUUCAAGAUACUUCUUGACCAUUAUUGCAGUAGUAGUCAGAACCGUGUUUGAACUGAAGAUGGACAGAACUUGGAAGGUCUUGGCCCUUGUGAGCUCAGUCGCUGCAAUUUUGUUCAACACGUAUUGGGAUAUAGUUGUAGAUUGGGGCCUUUUACAAAGGAAUUCAAAGAACUUGUUCCUUAGGGACAAGCUUGCAGUAUCUCGCAGAAGUGUGUACUUUGUGGUGAUGGUACUAGAUGUUAUACUGAGACUUACUUGGCUCCAAUUAGUGUUGAAAUUUAACCUGCGUUCCCUUAAAGGAACGGCCAUAUCAAGCUUAUUUUCCUGCCUAGAAAUUUUCCGCCGAGGAGUUUGGAUGUUUUUCAGGUUGGAGAACGAGCACUUGAACAACGUUGGAAAGUAUCGAGCAUUUAAAUCUGUUCCACUUCCCUUUAGUUAUUAUGAAGAAGAUGACGACAACAAGGAUGACUGAAAUAUCCUCUUCUAUAUUCAAUGUAAUAUUCAUUCCCAGCGCUCCAUGUCUGACGUCUGUAAGCAUAAGGUACAAAUCUUACAUCUAUGAGGGGGGUGAAAUUUUGUAGAGGAUCUCAGGUAUUAAUCCCCUUUUUCAUAAACCAAAUCAAACAAUACCCAAUAUAUCUCUUUGGAGUAUUAUCUGGGAGGAGUAUGAUAUACGCAUUCCAUUUCUUUACCUCAACAGGUAGAGAGGUUGUUUUCGUUUUAAGACUGGUUAUCAUCCAUUGAAAUAAUGCAUAAUGCCCCGAUGAGUUAUGUCGCAAAUUGAUUCAGGCUUAUAGUGCAGGUAGAGGAUCCAACACAAUUAGUAAUUCGUUCAAU
Molecule: messenger RNA, 4058 nt
Organism: Cynara cardunculus var. scolymus (artichoke)
Lineage: Eukaryota; Viridiplantae; Streptophyta; Magnoliopsida; Asterales; Asteraceae
Product: phosphate transporter PHO1 homolog 10-like
Exons: 13
Coding region: 1339-3693 (784 amino acids)
Biological process (GO): phosphate ion transport; cellular response to phosphate starvation
Cellular component (GO): Golgi apparatus; plasma membrane; cytoplasm
Molecular function (GO): inositol hexakisphosphate binding
Source: RefSeq, a predicted model, not a curated record